Messenger RNA from Naegleria lovaniensis, 1371 nucleotides. RefSeq lists its product as uncharacterized. The record is from RefSeq and is a predicted model, not a curated record. NCBI's taxonomy places the organism in Eukaryota, Heterolobosea, Eutetramitea, Acrasida, Naegleriidae. The coding region runs from base 1 to 1371 and encodes 456 amino acids. The transcript is spliced from 2 exons.
AUGCAUCAACAACCCCAACAACUCAAUACGUUCACUCAACAGAGACAUUCCUUUCAGACCACCCAUCAUGAUCUGGAGGGCAAUGGAUUGAACGGAUCAUCCUCCUCCUCUCCAUCUGUUUCCAUUCCCAUGCCUUUCUCAACCACUUCGGGAUACAAUGCUUCGGGAACAUCCUCCACAACAAGAAAGGCUUCUUCUGCUGGAACGGGUAUGAAAAGAGGUUUUUUAGUGCGGAUGAAACGAAUUGCGAGAUUGUGUGGUUGUUCUUCAUCAUCAGCAUCGUCGUUAUCCUCAAAGGAUAAAUUAUCAAUGGAUGAAUUUUUGAAUCAAGAGGACAAGAGUGCAAAAGGAAAAACUAGUACGAGAAUCAAUCGAUGUUGUAUGGGAGUAGGAAUGACAUUGAUUGUGUUUUUAAUGAUGUGUUAUUGGUUUGUUUAUGUGUGGAAUGCUCCAUAUUAUCGAUUGGAAGCAAGUGGACCUCUGAUUCAUGAAAAGGAUGCUGCAAUGGUUGCAGAUAAGAGGUAUUUGAUCAAAACUAGGACUUAUCCAUCGUUUUGGAUUGUUGCAUUGUCACCUCAAAAGGACGUUUGGAUUAGUCGUCAACUCUAUGAACGAGGAUGGUGGGAAAGUGCUAUUGAAGAUACAUUUGAAAAGAUUUUAAAAGAAUUUUUCAAAAAGAAUGCUCUGGCAAAAGAAUCCAACAAGAAAACAUGCAGAGUGGUUGACGUUGGAGGCAAUUUAGGUUUUUUCAGCUUGCUGUCAGCUGCUUGGGGAUGUCAAGUGAAAACCUACGAAGUACAACCUGAUAUGAUUAAGAAAAUUCAAGCAUCCAGCGUGAUUAAUGGUUUUGAACACUUAAUGACCAUUAGACAUCGAGCAGUAGAUUCCGAAUCUGGAAAAUUUGUUGGAUUUGCUCUUGGCUCAUCCGAUAACUUGGGCUCUGCAUUUGUAUAUAAUCCUGAUGAAAACGAUAAAACAGUCAAGAUUGAGACUGUCACACUCAAUGACGAGCUCAUGACAGACAUCAAAGAUCCAAACAAUAACAGAAUUACACUCCUCAAAGUCGAUGUCGAAGGAAAUGAGAUGAAAGUUUUCCAAGGAGCUGGAAAGGUACUCAAAUAUGUGGACAAUGUUCUUGUCGAAGUUAGCAGAAGCAGUCUUCUCGCUGUAAAAUUAUUGAUUGAGCAUGGAUUUAAUGUCAUUACCGUUUUGGAGGAACCUCGAUUAGUUUGGGGUUAUUUUGUGAAAACUGCUCCUUCCAAAACGUUUAUUAAUCCCACGUAUGAACAAGUUGCAGCAUAUGUGACUUCACUUGUCGGAAAGAGAGAUGUUUGGUUCAGUAGAAAGGACACGGAAGCUAUAACAUUGUAA